Rhinolophus ferrumequinum (greater horseshoe bat) is the source of this 2934-nucleotide messenger RNA. It is a transcript of the gene GUCY2F, whose product is annotated as guanylate cyclase 2F, retinal. Gene Ontology annotation, molecular function: peptide receptor activity; protein kinase activity; guanylate cyclase activity. Gene Ontology annotation, biological process: receptor guanylyl cyclase signaling pathway; cGMP biosynthetic process; protein phosphorylation. The record is from RefSeq and is a predicted model, not a curated record. Lineage: Eukaryota; Metazoa; Chordata; Mammalia; Chiroptera; Rhinolophidae.
AUGUUCUUGGGAUCCUGGCCUUUCUCUCACCUUAUGCUCUGGUUUACGGCUCCCAGAAGACAGUGAGGACACCAUGGCCUUGCAUCAUUCAAGCUCCUGUGGUGCUUGUGCCUCCUGGCCCUCACAUCCUUCCUGCAGCAGGUGUGGGCACCCCCCUACAAGAUAGGGGUCGUGGGUCCUUGGGCUUGUGAUCCAUUGUUUUCAAAGGCCCUGCCUGAGCUUGCUGCUUGAUUAGCCACUGAGCAGAUCAUCAGGGACCCAUCAUUUGACCUGGGUUACUCUUUUGAGUAUGUGAUUCCUAAUGAAGAUUGCCAGACUUCAAGAGCCCUCUCCAGUUUCAUUUCCUACCACCAGAUGGCCUCAGGAUUUAUUGGACCUGCCAACCCUGGCUACUGCGAAGCAGCCUCACUCCUGGGAAACAGCGGGAACAAAGGGAUUUUCUCUUGGGCUUGUGUGAAUUAUGAAUUAGACAAUAAAAAUAGCUACCCGACCUUUUCUCAGACACUCCCUUCUCCCAUACGGGUGCUGGUCAUGAAAUAUUUCCAAUGGGCUCAUGCUGGAAUAAUUUCCUCAGAUGAGGACAUUUGAGUACACACAGCCAAUCAAGUUUCAAAUGCUCUUCGGAGCCAUAGCCUACCUGUAGGGGUCGUCCUGACCACAGCACAAGACAGCCAAAGCAUUUGGAAAGCUCUCCAGCAGAUUCCACAGGCGGACAGAAUUUGCAUAAUCAUCACGUGUAUGCCUUCAGUCUUGACUGGGGGAAAGACUCAGACACAUCUCUUGGAAUGGGCUCAUGAUCUGAAAAUGACUGGUGGAACCUAUGUCUUUAUUCCCUAUGAUGCUCUACUCUACAAUUUACCAUAUAAGCACCCCUACCAAGUCCUGAGGAACAACCCAAAACUCUGGGAAGCCUAUAAUGCUGUGUUGACCAUUACAGUGGAGUCCCAAGAAAAGACCUUCUAUUGAGCCUAUACAGAGGCAGCAGCUAGAGGUGAAAUUCCUGAAAAACUGGAGUCAGAUCAAGUUUCACUGUUGUUUGGAACCGUCUACAAUUCAAUUUACACAAAAGACAUGAAUAAUGCUCUGAAAGAAAAUGGACAGACUAGUGCUGCAAGCCUGGUUCAGCAUUCCAGAAACAUGCAGUUCUAUGGAUUCAACCAGUUGAUAAGGACAGAUUCAAAUGGACUUGGAAUUUCAGAAUAUGUAAUCUUGGACACCAACUGGAAAGAAUGGGAACUUUAUAGUACUUACACUGUGGACAUGGAACUGCCCCCUCGAGCAGAUGCAAAAUGCUGGUUUGCAGAAGGCAAGAUCUGCCGAGUAGGCAUUGAUCCUGCCUUUGACGUGAUGGUCUGCCUUGCUUUGCUUAUAGCCCUGCUGUGUAUUAAUGGGUUUGCUUACUUUACAACGUACAUUUUUUGUCGUAUAAAUAAAAUCCAGUUGAUUAAAGGACCCAAAAGAAUUCUACUGACUUUGCAGGAUGUGACAUUUAUCAAUCCCCAUUUUGGCAGUAAGAGAGGAAGUUGUGCCAGUGUAAGCUUCCAGAUCACCUCAGAGGUCCAAAAUGGGAGGUCCCCAAGGCUCUCCUUUUCUUUAGGGAGUGUAACUCGAGCUACCUAUGAAAACUCCAAUGUAGAGAUUUACGAGGGUGAUUGGGUGUGGCUGAAAAAGUUCCCCUCUGGAGAUUUGAGCUCGUCCCCUGGACUCCCUUCCCACUACCUCAAAUUUAACAAGAUGAAAAAGUUGCUGUGGACGACCCCUGAACUAUUGAGCCCAAGGGGCAACAGGUUAAGUUCUUUUUCAGGAGACAUCUAUAGCUUUGCCAUCAUCAUGCAAGAAGUGAUGGUCCUUUUCCAAACUAAAUCGAUUGUAGACAGACUUAAGAAGCCUCCUCCUGUGUACAGACCAGUGGUCCCUGAGCAUACCCCUCCAGAAUGUCUCCAGCUUAUGAAGCAGUGCUGGGCUGAGGCUGCAGAACAGUGACCAACUUUCAAUGAAAUAUUUAACCAGUUUAAAAUUUUCAAUAAAGAGAAGCCCAAUAUCCUUGAUUCUAUGCUUUGGAUGUUGGAGCAAUAUUCUAGCAACUUGGAAGGUUUAAUCCAGGAACGAACUGAAGAGCUGGAAAUUGAAAAACAGAAGACGGAAAAGCUUCUAACACAGAUGCUACCACCAUAUGUAUCAGUUGCUGAAUCUCUCAAAAAGGGCUGCACGUUUGAACCUGAGGGUUUUGAUUUGGUCAUCUUGUAUUUCAGUGAUGUUGUGGGCUUCACCACCAUCUCAGCCAUGAGUGAACACACUGAGGUGGUUGAUCUUCUCAGUGACCUGUACACACUCUUUGAUGUCAUCAUUGGCAGUCACGAUGUCUAUAAGGUAGAGACUAUUGGAGAUGCUUACAUGGUGGUCUCAGGCCUCCCAAAGAGGAAUGGCAGUUCGCAUGCAGCUGAGAUUGCAAACAUGUCCCGAUAUAUCCUGAGCUCUGUGGGUACCUUCAACAUGCGGCACAUGCCAGAGGAGCCAGUCCAGAUUCGAAUAGGCCUGCAUUCAGAACCUGUUGUUGCUGAAGUAGUAGGCCUCACUAUGCCCAGAUACUGCUUGUUCUGAGACACUGUGAACACAGCUUCUCACAUGGAAUCAACAGAGUUACCUUAUUGCAUUAAUGUCAGUCAGGGUGCCAUGAUAAUUCUUCCAGCUCUGAAUGAGGGCUGUGAAGUGGAGUUUCAAGGAAGGACAGAGCUCAAGAUAUAAUGCCCAUUUGGCAAAGGCACAGAAGAGACCUUCUGGCUCGUUGGAAAGAAAGUCUUCACAAAACCACUUCCCGUGCCCCCACCACUGGGCCAAGAUGGUAAGUGGAUAGGCCAUGGACUGCAACCAGGGGAGAUUGCAGCCUUCCAAAGAAGAAAAGCAGAAAGGCAGCUGUUGAGAAAGAAGCCAUAA